Molecule: messenger RNA, 2355 nt
Organism: Desarmillaria tabescens
Lineage: Eukaryota; Fungi; Basidiomycota; Agaricomycetes; Agaricales; Physalacriaceae
Exons: 22
Coding region: 1-2355 (784 amino acids)
Biological process (GO): monoatomic ion transport; transmembrane transport
Cellular component (GO): membrane
Molecular function (GO): monoatomic ion channel activity
Source: RefSeq, a predicted model, not a curated record
AUGGCACCAGAAGAAAUUUCUGAGAGCCAGCCCCUUCUAUCACCAAGCGACGUUGAUGCUACAGAAGUCUAUCCUAUAAUUCAUAUGAUCAGGGCCGAUAUAACGCAUUUUAUAGAUACCCCUUUGACAUACGAGGCCUUGACAGCGCCGGACCUUACAUACACUCUCAUUCGCCCUCUCUACGAAAAGUAUUCUGCUCUACAGCACGCCGGAAACCUGUCCAUUGUAUUCUGCCUCCUCCUGAACCGUGUCCAUUUCGUUCGAGACCAAAGCAUGGCAACAGCUUCCGUGUCACGUACAAGAGCGGAACUGUGCGAGAUCCUAGCCAUACGUACUCUACGCGACUAUGCCGAUAACAUGUUGGAUCUCGUGCACGCACUCUCCACCAGCUGGUCUGUUUACAGUGGUGCUGAUCGAGCAUUAAUGCAAGCCGCAAGAGAAGAAAGGGAAGAUCUAGAAGAGCAAGUGGGCAAUGCUAUCGAAAUGGCCAUCCUUGGCAGAGCCAAACGUUUCAUCAAAAGGGAAAAUGUGUAUACCAAGCAACAAGCAAUCAUUCUAUUCUUUCAGAUACAUACAAGCGAACACCAAUCCAUUUCUAUGAUCCUCACAAGGGCACCCCUCCUUGAUCAUUAUCGGCUCAAAGUGCCUGCUAUUCGGUCGGUUCUGGAAUACACGAAUUUCUUAAUCCUCUUCGUCCUUUUCGUUAUAGCCAUCGAAAUGAACCAGUUGGACUCAAUAAACGCCGCUGAGAUGGCCUUUUUGAUCUACGGCUUGGGGUUCUCUUUGGAGAAGGUCGCCGCUAUGCAAGAACACGGAAUGCAGGUCUACUUCAAGGGUACUUGGAAUGGCUUUGAUCUCGCACUAGUCACUACCUAUCUCAUCUAUGCAAUCCUUCGUAUAUAUGGUGUUUAUCACCAUGAUUCUUGGGCUCGGAAAACCGGUAUCGACUGUUUGGCUCUCAUUGCCUGCUUGUUAUUCCCUCGUCUAGCUUUCGUCACACUAAGGAACAAUUUGAUGGUGCUUUCUUUGCGAGCGAUGAUGAUGCAAUUCGUUGUAUUGAUGCUUAUUGCGGCCUUUUGUUUCUGCGGUUUCCUAUACGCGUUAUGGACACUGAGCAGAAAUGAAGCAGGAUACAGCGUUGGAACCAUUGCAUGGUGGAUGCUUGAUUUAUGGUUUGGGCUUGAUGCCAGUGGAUUCGAUAGGGCUACUCAGUUCCACCGGGUCUUUGGUCCCGUACUGAUGGUUGCCUACGCAUGUCUCAGCAAUACCUUGUUGUUAACCGUUCUUGUUUCUAUACUAUCAAACACCUUUGCUACCAUCAACGAAGAUGCAGCCGCGGAGGCAAUGUUCAGACGAGCGGUCUCAACAGUUGAAGGUGUCAAGGCUGACUCCCUAUUCUCGUAUCAACCUCCAAUAAAUCUAAUCGCGGUCUGCAUAAUGCUACCGGCGAGCUAUAUUCUCACUCCACGAUGGUUCCAUAAGGCUAAAUUUCAUGGUACAACGGGGUUCUCCGAGACCUUUACUGUCGCUGCUGAAAAGGUCUAUGAUACGUUACCAAAAGGGUUGAAAUGGCUAGCGUUGUUCGAAGGACUCACCCGCUCCGACGCCGAUAUUGAUGCAAUCUUUGAAAUUGAAGAUGAGUUAAACACGAGUGCACUCGAGACUUAUCCAUAUGUAUCCAAUGACUCACUACCGAGUCGAAAUUCCGCGCUGUCUUCGUCGCCCUCUCGGAUGGCCCCACGAGCAAACACAAUUGAGCAGCAGCAACUUCCUCAAUCGAACCAUCCGCACUUCGACGAUUCACGUGGUAAUGCCCCUUCACAUCCACCUUCACAGCCUUUCCCUAUCGCUCGCACCCGCGUAAAUUCCAUUCUCAAUCGUAAUUUUGAAACUGCACAAAGUUUUACCAGCCCGCUGGCUCAGAUAUUUCAGCCGCUGGUCCUUGAUGAAGAUCCUGUUGCCGAUGAAAAUCACAGUCCACCGCAUUUAGUUAGCUUUGGACCAGCAAGUAGAAGAAGACUGUCAUCAAUGCAUCAGCAUCGGAGAGGGACGACGGACGGUGGCCACGGUCACCAUAGUCCGACACAUCAGCGAAGUCAAGAAGGCAGUAAUCUCAAGCGAACAGACGGAGGUUCGGGACCUUUGACCGAGAGUCCGCCGGCUGCCACGUCAAUGUCUUCUCCCAAGGACAGCUCAUUUACGAGUUUGCAAACAGCUGCUGCGGUCGAAGAAGCUGAUUCUGGUGGGUACUGGAAAAAGUUUGAGGAGCUGGAGGCAAGGCAGGCGAGAAUGGAGAAGCUGUUGGAGAAGAUUGCGCACAGCUUGAAGGUCAAGAGGGGUGAUGGAGUGUUAUGA